CUCACGAAUAAAGGCGCGCGUGCAACCUCACUUUUAAACAGCCCCGAACGAGCGCGCGCGAUGCUCGGCGCUGAGAACGACCACGUCUAUCAUCAUCAUCGCUUGUUAUUCCGGUAACUGGACCGCGCUGAUGGCACUGGGGCCGGUUUCUGCCGGUCACCACCACCUGCCCGUGCAUUCAUGCUAAAUGGACGAACGGUGCGGAGUUUUGUUCUCCUCCUCCGCGAGAACUCAACACGAACAAAACGGGCUUUGUGGGUUUCUUCCCGUGAUAAUCCGAUUAUAUUUCUGGGGGAAUCUGAGCGGUGUUUGGGAUUAGACGAUUUCUGGGGUAAAUGCGUUACGGUGCUGCUUGUGUGCUCUUUUUGUUGCACAAGAAUCUGACGUUUUCCUUCAGAAAUCUCGUCUCCAGUGAAAAGUACCUGGUGCGGAAACACUCCGUUGUCCGGUGCUGCUAUGAGUUCCUGGCUGCAUAAAUACUGUAACCUCGUUCUCCGUUGUGCGGUGGUCUUUCUCUCUGUGCUCCACUUUGCAUCCUCUCGUUCCGCUGAUAAGACGUGCAGCUCACCUCUCCUCUUGACGUGUCAAGAAUGCCUGAGCCGUGGACCAGAUUGCGCCUGGUGCUUUCAGAAGAGCUUUCUGGAUGGAGCACACAUUAGCAAGAGGUGUGAUACUGCUGCUCAGCUUAUGCUUAACGGCUGCGAGGAGGAGUUUAUUGAGAAUCCUGGAGUUAAAGUGGAGGUAAACAUGACACUGAGCAGCUCACAAGUGACUCCUCGAGACAUUUCUAUCCAGCUACGACCAGGCAGUGAGGCGAGUUUCAUAGUUGAAGUGAAGCAGUUGGAAUUGUAUCCUGUAGACCUGUACUACCUGGUGGACGUCUCUGCCUCCAUGCAGGAGAACCUGGACCGGCUAAAGACCGUCGGAGUGAACCUGUCCCACCGCAUGAAGGAACAUUCCAGUGAUUUCCAAGUGGGGUUUGGAUCAUUUGUGGACAAGCCAGUCUCUCCGUAUAUUGAUGUACAUCCUUCAAAAAUCAAUAACCCUUGCAGUGAUUAUGAGAUUAAUUGCCGGCCAGCCCACGGCUUUAUCCACGUCCUACCUAUCACAGACAACAUGACAGAGUUCAAGCAUGUGAUUCAGCAGCAGAGGAUCUCCGGAAACAUGGACACACCAGAGGGAGGUUUUGACGCCAUGCUGCAAGCAGCUGUGUGUCAGAAAGACAUUGGCUGGCGACCUGAAGCUAAACACCUGCUGCUGGUUAUGACGGAUCAGCCAUCUCAUCUGGCACUGGAUGGCAAACUGGCGGGCAUCGUGGUGCCUCAUGACGGUCGCUGCCACCUAGAAGAUGGCACUUAUUCUCAAUCUGCUCACAUGGAGCAUCCGACCGUCGGGCAGCUGGCAGAGAAGCUUCUAGAAAACAGCAUUUACUCCAUUUUUGCUGUGAAUCAGAUGCAAUAUAAGUGGUAUGAGGAUUUGGUGGCUUUUCUUCCAGGAACUUACCUGGGGAGGUUACUUCCCAAAGCCUCUAAUCUUACAAACCUAGUAGUGGAUGCAUACAAGAAGCUCCUAUCAGAUGUCGGAGUGGAGGUGGAAGUCGAGGACGGCCAAGCACACAGAUUCUCGGUCAGUGUAACAGCAGUUUGCCCAGGAGGAUCCAAUGCGGCAGGAAGCACCAAAUGCACCAACGUUCAACCUGGACAAAAAGUCUUCUUCAACAUCACAGUGGGAAUGCGAGCAUGCCCGGAAAAGACUGACGCACAGAAAGAACAUGAGCCUGAGGUUAUGUUGGUGGUGAAACCUGUGGGAUUUAAUGAAUCCACGACUGUGCGAGUGCAACAGGCGUGUGUAUGUAGCUGUGGUGGGGCAGGACCUUGCCAUGACAACCCGGAAACUUCCCUUUGUGGGCCCGGAGUCGAUCAAGGGGCUGAGAUGAGUUUGACGGACAGUUGCCGAGAUGUGAAGACAGGACUGAUGUGCAGCGGCAGGGGAACCUGUGUGUGUGGAGCAUGUCUAUGUGACCAGAGUAACCUUGGCACCAUCUACGGAAAGUUCUGUGAGAAGGACGACUUCUCCUGUCCCAACGACAGGGGUCUAAUGUGUGGAGGACAUGGUGAAUGUGUCUCAGGGGAAUGCUCAUGUCAACCUGGCUGGACAGGUGAGAGUUGUGCCUGCCCCCUCUCUGCAGAAAGCUGCACAUCAGCCAAUGGCUUGAUGUGCAGCGGACAAGGAAAGUGUGUAUGCGGCAAGUGUGUGUGCGAUCACCACCGGCGCUCUGGAGCGUUCUGUGAGAAGUGCGCCACCUGCUCCAACUCCUGUCAAUCACACUGGAGUUGUGUGGACUGCCACAUGUCUGAAGGCCUGGCAACAGACGAUACACAACAAUGCAACCGAAGCUGCUCUGCACUGGUGACCUAUGUCGAUGACAUUACUGAGCUGAUCAGAGGGAAGUACUGUCUGUACCACAGCGGGGAGCAGUGCGUUGUCAGGUUCCAUGUGGACAUGGCCUCACACGGACCACAGCUAUGGAUUAGCAGGCAUGCUGAGUGUGUGUCCAGCUACCGGUACUUUAAGACCUUUCUCAGCGUGUUCCUCCUCACAGUGGUCCUGGGUCUGGGAAUCCUGGCUGUAGUGCGUUUGCUGCUCCGUGGCAAGAAAUGGUCUCUAAGGGGACAUGUGAUUGACGACAGCAGCAAGAACCCGUCAUAUGCACCCACCCACAAUGAGAAGACGAUAACCUACAGACGAGACUGUCUCCCUGAGCACCCCAUGGAGCACAUUCACAUUCACAAAAUGCCCCUCCAUGACAUCUUUCCAUGACAGUCAGAGGACAAAAAAGAAAGGAGGCAAACAAGAGCAAUAAGCAAAUGAAUGGCCGUUUGUUUUCCAAAAGCACAUGUUGUGUGUGUGUGUGUGUGUGUGUGUGUGUGUGUGUGUGAGUGUGUGCAGUUUUGAACCUUAUACAGCCUCAGCUAUAAAUUGACAUUCGCCUGUUUUGUGGCUGUGCAGCAGGCAAAGGUACUAAUGAUUUUUAGCAAAGGUUUUUAAAUUGUUAUAUUUAUAAGUUCGGUUUAUCACAAUGUAACACUACAAUUUCUUUCCACACCACUACAUAACAGCCAUAACAGACCUCAAGUUGAAGCCAGUUCAUUUAGGCUGGUGUUAGACUGCCACCUAGUGUAUGAUAAAGACAUGACCAAGAAAUGCUCUGAAUUAGCAUUUGUAGAAGGAACUCCAUAUAGGUAUGGAUCACUAGAUUCCAACUGUGGUCCUGGAGAACCAUUUGUCAGGUAUGUUCUAGUAUUUUCCGUGCUCUGAAACACCCAUUAUGUUGAAAUGUGUCACUAAAUUAUGUUGUGUGUCACUAAAACAUGCUGGACAGGAGGGUUUCUCCAGAACCACAAACCUGUGUAAUACGUGUUAAAUAAAUGUUUGUGACUUCUACGGUUCCUCAUUUAACCGGUCAUAUAGUUACUAUAUGUAAAUAUAUUUACACUAGUUGUAUAGAUCAUUUGAAUCAGAUUUAAAUGUUGAUUAAGUCAUACUUACAAUAAUUACUGCACUUUGUCCAUCUCAGAUAAUAUUUGAGAUUUGAGAUGUGCUGUCAAAACUGGAAUUUUACUGUAUGAGUGUUUUAUGUUGUGUCUGUUUUAUGUUGUGUCUGAGAAAUACAGUAACUUGGGUUACUGUAUUUUUUAAGAGAGUUUGCAAAUGUGAAUUUCCAACCAUGUUGCACUUGUGUGCAUUAAACUACUGAUGUCUAGCGAUGCUCCUUUUUUUCUACGAGCUGAUACAGACCCAAGGUCUGUUGGAUGUUCCACUCUUUGCUUUGCCGUAGACUAGUUUCAUCGCUGUUUACAAUCAAACUUGGUUUCAACACUAAGAUGUUUAUUUAUUGAUUUGAUAUCUUAUUUUUGUUAGAAAUAAAUGCUUUUUACUGAGCAGUAGAAUGUUGGUGUUGAGAUAGAUUUUUUUUUACUUGAGCACAAUGCAGCCAUUGAUAGUCUGUGUGGCAGGCAGUUCACUGAACAAUUGGGCAUUAUUACUGCACUUUUGUUUUCUUGUUGUGUGAUUUGAUUUUACAUGCAUUGUUUCAAUAAAA
Molecule: messenger RNA, 4102 nt
Organism: Tachysurus vachellii
Lineage: Eukaryota; Metazoa; Chordata; Actinopteri; Siluriformes; Bagridae
Gene: itgb8
Product: integrin, beta 8
Exons: 15
Coding region: 457-2820 (787 amino acids)
Biological process (GO): cell adhesion mediated by integrin; integrin-mediated signaling pathway; cell migration
Cellular component (GO): integrin complex; focal adhesion; cell surface
Molecular function (GO): integrin binding
Source: RefSeq, a predicted model, not a curated record